Molecule: messenger RNA, 2429 nt
Organism: Varanus komodoensis (Komodo dragon)
Lineage: Eukaryota; Metazoa; Chordata; Lepidosauria; Squamata; Varanidae
Product: complement factor I-like
Exons: 13
Coding region: 247-2010 (587 amino acids)
Biological process (GO): proteolysis
Cellular component (GO): membrane
Molecular function (GO): serine-type endopeptidase activity; protein binding
Source: RefSeq, a predicted model, not a curated record
GUAAGACAAGGUAUGUAAGAGUUAAGCACAGAAUAGUACAUUCCUUUUGGUUUCUUGUUUCUUACUGGUUUGCUUAUGUUUUCUUGCAGUUAGAGUGAGGCAGGAGUAUCUUCACAAGGGGUUGGAACCAUCAAACACAUGUGGCUCCUUGCACUGAUUUCAUAAUCAUCUUUUUAAAUAUUAGCAGUCAGUUAAAAAUUAAACACAAGCUGCAGACAGAAAAGAAAUCUGGAAAAGAAAUUCUACAUGUACAGACAACUCUCCACCAUGAAACUAUUAAUAGCUUUUGCAUUUAGUUUAAGCCUAUCACUUUCUAUUUUUGGAAUCAAGCAAGACUCAUAUCUGAUAGAAGACUGUGUAAACCAGAAGUAUACUCACAAUUCUUGUGAAAAAGUUUUUUGCGAGCCAUGGCAGAAAUGUGUACGGGGUGCCUGUGUCUGUAAGCUACCCUAUCAGUGUCCCAAAAAUGGCACUAUGGUUUGUUCUUCUGACCGUAUGAAGUUUCCAAAUUACUGUUCUCAAAAGAGCUUUGAAUGCAGACAUCGAAGGAGCAAAUUUGUGCACAGAGGCAUUUGUAAUGAGCAAGAGAGUUUUCACAUUUUCUUGGAUUCUGGAAAUGCAUCAUUUGAGGGAAGUGGAUUUAAACCAUCAGAGGGAAUGGUUCAAGUCAAAGUGAAUCAGUUCCAGAAGACAUUUCUCUGUGGACAUGGAUGGACUAUAAAUGAAGCUAAUGUAGCCUGCAGAGACCUUGGUUUUCCAGCAGGGGCUGUUUCCACGGAGGCGGUUGUGCCAUCCAAUCUCUCCUCAGAAUGCAUUACAGCAACGUGCCGAGGGAUAGAGAUGACCCUAGCCGAAUGUGCUUUAACUAGACUGAAUCAGACCAGCCUGCCCUUGGCAAAGGUGGUGUGCCACCAAUCCAAUAGAGAGUGCUUCCCUGGAGAAUUCCUUUGCGUCAAUAGAAAAUGUAUCCCUUCAGAGAAAACAUGUGAUGGGAUCGAUGACUGUGGAGACUUAAGUGAUGAAGUCUGCUGCAGAGCAUGUCGGGCAGGCAGCUUUCACUGCCACUCAGAUGUCUGCAUUCCAGAGUCCUACCGCUGCAACAACGAAAAAGACUGCCUAACAGGAGAAGAUGAAAGUCGCCGAUUUUGUGAUACCAGACCUAAGGGAAGGGAAAUAGAAGUAACAAAAGAAGCUGAGCAGUCCAUGGAUGAAGAAAGAAGAAAGUUUAAAACAUUUUUACCUCAGCUACACUGCGGCAUUUUAAACCGCACAGUUACUCGUCGGAAACGAAUCCUAGGUGGAUUUACUGCAGAAAAGGAUGAAUUUCCAUGGCAAGUAGCAAUUAGAAGUGAAACACAAAAAGUGAGCUGUGGUGGAGUUUAUAUUGGUGGCUGUUGGAUUUUGACUGCUGCUCACUGUGUCAGGUCAAGCCGCAGGCAUCUUUAUCGGAUAUGGACUGGAAUGCUAAACACGGUGGAGAUGAAUACUGGAAUAGAUACAUUUCUUUUAGAUGACAUAAUAGUCCAUGAAAAUUAUAAUUCCAAAACAUAUGAAAAUGACAUUGCUUUGCUGAAGCUGACACCUAAGAACACCAACCCUCCAUGUACUCCACCUGGUUCCGUCCCAGUAUGCAUUCCCUGGUCAAAAUACAUGUUCAAAGGUGGUUCCAAGUGCAAAGUGUCUGGCUUUGGACUUGCUGAAGGUUUUACAAAACAAUUUGCCCUUAAGUGGGGCCGCAUUUCUAUAAUGGAGAACUGUUCUGAUAUCUACAAGGGCCGGUAUUUUGAAGGAAUGGAAUGUGCAGGUACAUAUGAUGGCUCUGUAGAUUCCUGUAAAGGUGACUCAGGAGGACCUUUGGUUUGUUUUGACGCCGAUAAUGUAGGAUACCUUUGGGGUAUUGUGAGCUGGGGUGAAAACUGUGGUGAAAGAGGACACCCUGGAGUUUAUACAAAAGUGGCCAAUUAUUUUUCUUGGAUUAGCCAUCACACUAAACUGAAUUUCUUGCCUUGACAGAAUGUCUGAGUUUUGGAAUGGAAAUAUUCCUUCUUUCUGCCUUGUAAUAACACCAUAUAAUGAUUGGCUAGAAAACUAGGAGCUCCAUCCAGCCAAAGUUAAACAUUUUAAAUCUCAUUAGUUGUGAUAGGAGCAAUGUUCAUUGCAAUCCUAAGCAUGUUCCCAAAGUAAGUCAUGGUGAAUUCAGUGGGGCUUUCCUUCAAGUAAGGGUAUAUUGUAUUGGAGCCUUAAGCUAGUUGAAAUCCAUGGUACUUACCUCUAUCUGAAUUAUGCCUUGGAGGAUCAGCACUUAGUUAGGACUUGCAAAAUUUUGCAUUUCAAUAGUUUGAAAAUUCUGUUGGUCUUUUAUGCACAGCUCUUGUAUGUUUCCUUGUACUUAGACAAUAUGCACAAAUAAAAGCGAUCUUCCCAUCAAA